AUGCCGCGCAUCCCGGUUCGCACUGAGCCGUACUCGUCGCCCUCGCGACAGCACCGUCACUACAAGAACAAGAGGGACCAAGUCCUUCGCGCUCUAGGCAAAGCUGCCUACAUCAAUGGCUCCCACUUUGCCAUCAUGUGGGUGACGGCCUCGGGCCAGUCAGAGGUCUACGCGAGCGACGCUUUCCAACCUCGCAUCGACGAUUGGUUCGAGACGAGUGGCAUGCGCGAGGAGGGCGUCAAGCUUGUCCUCGAGCGCGGCAACCACUGCCAUGCAAUCAAGGGCAAGGGUCUCGAUGCUAGUAGCGGCAAGGCGGCAACAAACACUUCAGGACAGGCCGACGACGACGACGGAGAGGAUGGCGAUGAGGGAGACGACGACGAUGGCGAUGAGGAUUUGAGCGACCACGAGGGGCCCGCCAGCGGCCGCGCCUCGCCACGGUCCAAAAAAGUAAAGAGCAAUGCUCCUACUCCCCUCAUUGCCUGCAACGACGACGUCUUUGGCUCGACGUCAGCUGCCGUCUCACCAGCUCCUCCUACAUCCAUGUCACCCUCCGGCAGGCCAGGAUCUUCGCAGUCGACAUCGGCCGAUUUGGUGCCCACUCGCUUGGCUCGCAAAGCACUGGCCCCCAUCGAUAUCAAUACAACCAACAAGCAGUUCUCGCAUCAGCUUCUCAACACACAAAAGGACGACGUCGACUUCAUGCGCGCACCAAAGUCAGCACCGCUCCCCAACUCAGACGGCGGCAAGCCCCUUAUGCGUGCGCCUAGCUCUACCACCGUCAACCCUUCCAAGCUCCUGCCCGUCACCCUUGCCGAUCGUGCUGCUCGCACCGCCUUCUUUGAGCUGCGCUUCGGCCAGAUGCAGCAAGGAAUGUGCAAGACGGUAGCCAAGGCGUGGAUCAAGAUCAUUGAGCCAAAGAAGCAGACACGUUGCCCUUACAACAAGGGCGAAGAGGGGAAGCCCGACUGGUGGCCAGAAGGGGUACGCCACAAGGAGCCUGACCAUCUCAUGAAGCCAGAACGGCAUGCAUUGCUCCUCGCCAUCCUGCGAAGCCCCAAGGUCAAGGUCGCUCGAUUGCAGCUCGCGACAGCCGAAGUCGUCGCCAUGAUUCGCGCAGACAAGGUCAGCCUCCUCAUGGACCUCUACCGCAUCGCUCGUGAAGAGGAAAGGCUCACCGAUGCCCGAGCUGAGACAGCAGACACGGAACCCAUCACAGUCGGCGUCUCUACGCUGGCUGGUUGGAAGCCUGGAGGAGGGCUCGAUGAGGCCGGCAAGCUCGCCACGCUCGGCGAGGACUCUCCCGAGGUCGACGACAAGCCUGCAGGGCGCAACAGCAAAGCCGCAGCAAAGAAGCGCAGGCCCAGCACUCUUGGGCGCAGCGUCAGCUCUACAAAUGUCGAGAAGAAGCAGCGACUCAGCAUCAGCGCGGGAGCUUCGAGCGGCAAGACGCUCGCCAUGCCUGAGGCUGUCGCUCUUCAAAGGAGCCACUCGCACAGCGACAUGCCUCUCAACAACAGCAUGGUCACAGCCUCGUCGCUCGUCGACUCUCCCAACCGCAUGAUCCAGGCGUGGUCACAUCAAGCCAGCAUGCCCGGCUACUCCCCCUUGAGCACCCAGGCUGGGCCCUCCGGCCACGCGCAUACCAGAAAUCUACAAUACCAGCUCCAACAGCAGCAGCAACCCACCUACCAGCAAUACGCCGCUCAGCACCUGGGCAAUGAGCACUCUCCCUUCCUUGGCAGUAGCGCAGGCAGCUCGCCCCACUUUGUACAGCAAGGCUUUGCACCUCCAAAUCAGCGUCUGCAGUACCUUUCUCAGCAGCAUCAACCAGGCAGUCUCUCUGCGCCACAGGGCAGCCAUGUUCCGCUAUACCCCGUCGGUGCUCGUGCUGGUGCAGCGGCUGGCCGCGGAUUGGGUGCGUUGGAGCCAAGCAGCGGCGCCGGGAGGACGAGUUCGUCUGUGCGCGGGUCGCCUGUGCCUAAUUACAACUUCCACUUCAGUAGUGGUAGCGAGGGGUACGAGAAUACGAUGGAGAGGUACGAGCAGCAGCAGAGCAACGUGCAGCAGCAGCAUCACCAACAAGCACAGCAGCAGAGCCCCCUGUUCGCCGAGCCGCAGUCUAGCAGCGAGAACCAACAUGGUUCAGCUCUCGGGCUCACUGGCGUGCCCACAGGUAUGACAUCUUGGAACAAUCCGUUCGACCCGGCCUACAUGCCUUGGGGCCCCCAGCAGCAGCAGCAGCCCCAACAGCCCCAACACGAUCAGCCUCGCCAACUCGCUCAGCAGCAGCAGCAGCCUCUCCCGUCCUACUACAGCGCACCCGCCCGUCAUAUGACCCUUCCCUUCACUAGCUCCUCCACAGCAGACGAGUCUCUCGAAGACAUCUCUGCUGGGGACCUCUCCUUCGCCUCCACUGCUGGACCGAUGACGCCGCAGCAUGGCCAUGCUCACGGACAUGCGACGCAACAGCUUAACAAUCAGCAACAUCUGGCACUGCAGAAGUUGGCGCAGCAGCAUCAGAUGCAGGAUGGCCAGCUCGGUCAGCAGGUCCAGCAGCCUGAUUUGCUCACGCAAAUGUACGGGGGGGCCGUCCCUGCCAGACUGGCCAGACAGCCCGGAGGGUACGUGGAGUGGAGCGGCGAGACGUAA
Jaminaea rosea is the source of this 2652-nucleotide messenger RNA. RefSeq lists its product as hypothetical. The coding region runs from base 1 to 2652 and encodes 883 amino acids. The record is from RefSeq and is a predicted model, not a curated record. The transcript has a single exon. Lineage: Eukaryota; Fungi; Basidiomycota; Exobasidiomycetes; Microstromatales.